AUGAGAGAGAUCCUUCACAUCCAAGGCGGCCAAUGCGGCAACCAGAUCGGUGCCAAGUUCUGGGAGGUCGUAUGCGCAGAGCACGGCAUCGAUUCCACCGGCCGAUACACCGGCGACUCAGAUCUGCAGCUUGAGCGGAUCAACGUCUACUACAACGAGGCGAGCUGCGGCCGCUUCGUUCCUCGCGCUGUUCUAAUGGAUCUGGAGCCGGGGACGAUGGACUCGAUCAGAUCUGGGCCCUACGGCCAGAUCUUUAGGCCCGAUAACUUCGUGUUUGGGCAGAGCGGAGCGGGAAAUAACUGGGCCAAGGGGCACUACACCGAGGGGGCGGAGUUAAUUGAUUCGGUUCUUGAUGUUGUGAGGAAGGAGGCCGAGAAUUGUGACUGUUUGCAAGGGUUCCAAGUCUGCCACUCCCUUGGAGGAGGAACAGGUUCGGGAAUGGGAACCCUGCUGAUCUCCAAGAUCAGAGAAGAGUACCCCGAUAGAAUGAUGCUCACCUUCUCCGUCUUCCCCUCUCCCAAGGUCUCAGAUACGGUUGUUGAGCCUUACAAUGCAACAUUAUCAGUUCACCAACUUGUUGAGAAUGCUGACGAGUGUAUGGUCCUCGACAAUGAAGCUCUUUAUGACAUUUGCUUCAGAACUCUCAAGCUCACCACACCCAGCUUUGGAGACUUGAACCACCUGAUAUCUGCAACAAUGUCUGGUGUAACCUGCUGCCUGAGGUUCCCUGGUCAGCUUAACUCUGAUCUCCGGAAGCUGGCUGUUAAUCUGAUCCCCUUCCCUCGUCUUCAUUUCUUCAUGGUGGGUUUUGCUCCCUUGACCUCCCGUGGGUCCCAGCAAUACCGUGCCCUCACAGUCCCCGAGCUCACCCAGCAAAUGUGGGAUGCAAAGAACAUGAUGUGUGCUGCUGACCCAAGGCACGGGAGGUACCUUACUGCAUCUGCCAUGUUCAGAGGCAAGAUGAGCACCAAAGAAGUAGAUGAACAGAUGAUCAAUGUGCAGAACAAGAACUCUUCAUACUUUGUUGAGUGGAUCCCCAACAAUGUCAAGUCUACUGUUUGUGAUAUUCCCCCCACCGGCUUGAAGAUGGCUUCUACCUUCAUUGGGAACUCGACUUCGAUUCAGGAAAUGUUCAGGAGAGUCAGCGAGCAGUUCACUGCUAUGUUCAGGAGGAAGGCUUUCUUGCAUUGGUACACAGGGGAAGGGAUGGAUGAGAUGGAGUUCACUGAGGCCGAGAGCAACAUGAAUGAUUUGGUUUCCGAGUACCAGCAAUACCAGGAGGCUACUGCUGAUGAAGAAGAGUACGAAGAUGAAGAGGGUGAAGAAGAGACGUAUGAGCAGUAACUCAACCAAAACAGUGUGGCUGCAACUUCCAGUUGCCGGUUUAUGCUGUAACUGAAUGACAUGACUUUAGGUGUAACUUCGUUUCAAUUAAGUACUGUUGUAUGAUUGGUAGUGGUCUAGUACUGGCAGUUUUUAGUUUCUUGUGGUUAUGUUUUUGAGCUAGACUGUUGGCUGGGUGUGGCAAAUAUGCGUUGAAAUUGGCACAAGUAUUUGGAUUUGUUCUGGAUUGGGAAUGAGAAAUUGGUUACUGCUUUUCGUCA
Molecule: messenger RNA, 1604 nt
Organism: Asparagus officinalis (garden asparagus)
Lineage: Eukaryota; Viridiplantae; Streptophyta; Magnoliopsida; Asparagales; Asparagaceae
Product: tubulin beta-8 chain
Exons: 3
Coding region: 1-1344 (447 amino acids)
Biological process (GO): microtubule cytoskeleton organization; mitotic cell cycle
Cellular component (GO): cytoplasm; microtubule
Molecular function (GO): GTPase activity; GTP binding; structural constituent of cytoskeleton
Source: RefSeq, a predicted model, not a curated record